This is a messenger RNA of Cajanus cajan (pigeon pea), 3076 nucleotides long. Its product is annotated as CCCH-type zinc finger family protein. Gene Ontology annotation, molecular function: metal ion binding; RNA binding. Gene Ontology annotation, cellular component: nucleus. Gene Ontology annotation, biological process: negative regulation of DNA-templated transcription. NCBI's taxonomy places the organism in Eukaryota, Viridiplantae, Streptophyta, Magnoliopsida, Fabales, Fabaceae. The record is from RefSeq and is a predicted model, not a curated record.
AUCGAUUUUAAUUUCAGUUACAUACAAACCUACAUGGCGCAAGGCCCUCCGUCGGCUCUGCUCUGUUCGUAGCACAAGCGACUCCUGCCAUUCGCGUCGGCGCCCUGUUCGCGUCACCAUCGCUCAAGUCCGCCGCCGCAGGCCCCUCCCCUGUUGUUCGUCGCACUCCGCAAUCCCUCAGAACGCUUCUUAGCAUUAACAGUGAAGGAAGCUGAAUUAGAUACCUCAAAACCCUCUAAUUUUCCAAUGGCUUUCCCUCCAUUCCGUCGAUCUCACUUGCGCAGCCACACUUACCAGACCCUUGUUCACAUCUUCUCUCACCUUUCUGCGUACAACACGUCACUUCAAACAAAAACUCAACCCCUCAGCAUUCCUGUUCAAGAUAAUGGAAGUGGUAGAAUUGAGCAAGAGAACCAGGAAAAGGAGCCUAAGUCCUCUGAUAUUGUUGAUUUUGAUUUUGUGGAUCCUGGGGACCCUGUAGGCCAAAAGGAAAUACAGGAGGUCGAGAAGACCAUUGAGGGGGUUGGAGACAGGGAUAUGGAUAUUACUUCCUAUAAGAUGAUCUUAGAUGAUAUAGAACAUUCGAUGGGAAUUGAGGAAAUGUCUACCCAAACAAAUGGUUUUGAUAAGGAGCAGAAGAUAAUGGAAGAGUUGGAGCUGGUUGUGAAAGGUACUGAAGAACUUGUUUGUGAUAGUGGUUUAAUCCCCUCGAACUCGGGAUUGAAUGGGAAAAAUAAUGAUGGCAGUGAAGUUGGGUUGAUGGAACACCAAGUAGAUGAUGUUGAAUUUUUGCAUUCUUGUGUGAACUCAUCUAGAAAUGCCAGUCUGUUGAAAGAACCAGAAGAUCUUAAUCAACUUGUCUCUAAAGGAUUUGAUAUGACUUCAAUGUUUAAUAUGUCCACAUCAACCAAGGGACAAGUUGCUGCACCGGUAAUAAGUGCAUCAAGUUCAAAGCAUGAAAGUCAACAAAAUGAAACAGAAUUGGUGAAAUCUGUUUGUGCCGUAGUAGGAUCUGGUGAAAAGCUAAUUUGUGAGAACAGUGCAACAAAUUCUUCUAAUAUUCUAACAAAAAAAGGAGACAUGGAAGAUGGAGAAAUUUUUGGAGACUUGGGCAUAGAUGGUAAUUCAUUUGAUGCGUCUUCUGCAGAUGCCCUAAUUUUACAACAGAUGGAAGUUGAUGAGGUUCAGAAGCCUGAAAAUGUAUCUGGAAACAUGAUAUAUCCUUCUAAGAUUGAGAAUCAAGAAAAGGAAAAGGGCUAUGACUCUAAUUCCUCUAUGGUAAAUGCACUUCAAGAUGCCAAUAAUAGUGGACAAGUGGAACCUAGAACUAGUGGUGAAAAAGGAAUUUCAUGUGGAGUUGAAGCAGCAACCUCUCAUGAAACUAUUGAAUGUGAGAAGGCAGGUGUGUGUGGUUCUAUUCUAAAGCCCAGAAAUAGCAAAUCUGGACACAUUGCAUGUAAAGGGAUUGAUGGCAUGCUGACAAAUUUAAGUCGAAAUCAAGUCUUUUAUGGAGAUUUAUUGGAAGAAACUGCUGCCAAAAGUCAUGGAAACACAUCUGCUAUUAAGUUGGUUAAUGCCAGUAGAAAGAGAAAGCAUGGUCUUGGAGCUGAGGAGAAGGAAGAUAAAAAUAAGUUGGUUAAUGCCAGUAAAAAGAAAAAGUGUGGUCAGAGUGCUGAAAAGAAGCAAAAAAAAAAGAUAACAUAUAGAAAGAGGCGAGCAGAAAAGAACAGAGAACUGGGUGUUAAAACUUUGCAGUUGCAGCAUGUACAGAAACCGAAAACUGUCUCACACUGUCGCCAUUAUCUCAUGGGAAGGUGCCACGAGGGUGACAAGUGUCUGUUUUCACAUGAUGUAGUGCCUCUAACAAAAUCCAUGGCAUGUGUUCACUUCGCUCGUCACUCUUGCAUGAAAGGGGAUGACUGCCCAUUUGAUCAUCAGCUCUCAAAAUAUCCUUGUAACAAUUUUGUGUCCACCGGUUCUUGUUCCAGAGGAGAUGCUUGCUUGUUUUCACACAAGGUAACAACCAAUGAGGAUAUCCAUAAGCCUUCAAAUGUUUGCAAACCAGGGUUGAAGUCUCCACAUCUGUCAGGACAUGCAAAUUUCAGUACCCCACCUAACAAUCAUGCCUCUAGUUCUGUCCGGCAAAACCACUUUACUAAUUCGGCAGGAAUUCAUUCUCACCUCAAUGAUGAAUGUAAGGUGACAGACAUUCUACAUAAACAACCCACACCACCUAAAGGAAUUAGUUUCAUCAAUCUUGCGAAAUUAUCACCCAGCCUAAGUACACUGAAACAAGGCGCAGUAACAACCAAGGAAAUUCCUGUACACACUCGGGAAGAUCAAACUGCAUCUGACAAAACUCAAAACAAAGUGGAAAUUCCUAAAAAAUUGCCAGCUGUUACACCUAAGGGAGUUAACUUUCUUUCUUUUGGCAAAGGUUCUGUCUGCAGUUUUAAAAGUCCUAUUUGCUCCAAUGCGAAUAGGGAAAAUGGUAUCAAGUUGCCUCAGUUACUCACUUUUGGUUUGCCUGCAAAGGCAAGUUCGUCUCUAAAUAAGGAUGAUCACGACAAAGCUUGUGACAGAACAAAACAAAAUGUACCACAGACUGAUAUAUUCUUAAAUGAGAUUUUAGAAAAAAAACAGUCUGUGGCAGACGGAAUGAAAUCAAAGUUAUCAGAGAAAACCUUGGUAAAUGUUUCUAUGAGGGAUCACAGCCAUAGUAAAUCAGUUCAAGAGGGAAAAGGGUCAUCUAAUAAUUCUCAGAGUUCAAAUGUGACCUCAGCUACACUUCGUCCAUUUGUUUCAAAUCAGUCUUCUGAAGGCCUAUUAUCUGGUUAUCAUAAGCAUGUGUCAAACUCAGCCCAAAGGGCACUCUUAUCAACUUUAGCAUUUGCAUCAGAGCAUGAAUCUGAUAUUAAGAUGAAAUACCCUACUGGUGGUUCGUCAGUAUGAUCAGAGGACUUUGAAAGAAAGUUGUGUUGAAGUUUCCAACUAUGUAGCUCUUGGUGAUUGGAAUCAAGGCACUUCAUUGUAGAUAUUUGAAUGUGCAUUUUUAGCAUGUUAUUCUUUUUCCUUA